UUAAUAUAUAAACCCCCACCCUUCCAAUUUUUCUCACCUCUCAGAUUUUCCUUCUUACCGAUCACGCUCGUAGAGAGAGAAAGUGAUAGAGAGAGAAAGCAAGGCAAUGUCGGAUCUGGAGGAUGUGCCGUCGGUGGAUCUCAUGUCGGAGCUUCUCCGCCGUAUGAAGUGCGAGUCCAAGCCUGACAAACGUCUCAUUCUCGUCGGGCCACCAGGAUCGGGAAAAGGUACCCAAUCACCAAUAAUAAAGGAUGAAUAUUGUUUAUGCCAUUUGGCGACCGGUGAUAUGUUGAGAGCUGCUGUUUCCGCAAAGACUGCUCUUGGGAUUAAGGCUAAAGAGGCCAUGGAGAAGGGAGAACUUGUUUCGGAUGACUUAGUUGUUGGGAUAAUAGACGAUGCGUUGAAAAAACCUUCCUGUCAGAAAGGCUUUAUUCUUGAUGGGUUUCCAAGAACAGUUGUCCAAGCACAAAAGCUUGAUGAGAUGCUUGGCAAACGUGGAGUUAAGGUUGACAAAGUUCUCAACUUUGCAAUUGAUGAUGCUAUCUUGGAGGAGAGAAUUACUGGCCGUUGGAUCCACCCUUCCAGUGGUCGUAGCUAUCACACCAAAUUUGCACCUCCCAAAGUUUCUGGCGUCGAUGAUGUAACUGGAGAACCUUUAAUUCAACGCAAGGAUGAUACAGCAGCUGUUCUCAAGUCAAGGCUUGAAGCUUUUCACAAGCAGACUGAACCAGUUAUUGACUACUAUAACAACAAGGGUGUCGUUGCAAAUCUUCAAGCAGAGAAACCUCCUCAAGAAGUCACUUCAGAGGUUAAGAAGGUGCUCUCCUGAUCGAAAAAUAUGACAUUUUUUUUGCCGACUAAUCUGAAUUUCCGACAUUCUUGGUUAUUGUAUCCUGAUACAUUGUUUUGCUGAGAUGGCAACACCGACCGGCGUUAGCUUUUGAUAUGUUUUAAAUUUAGUUGCGAAAUAAUUUAUGUCGACUAUUUUGGAUCUUUGGGCGAGAUGAGAGUAGUUAGGAACAUACAUUUGAAGUUGCUUCUACUGAUUCUCUAUUCAUAAUCUUUCACAGAUGAUUUAUAGUUCUGUUCUUAUUUCUUCCUUUUAAGAUGUCCUUGUUGUAUGAUCUUUUUAAAGGUUGAUUCAUAGUUGGAAGUGCAGGGAUUAAUAAAGUUAGUGAUUGAACUGUCU
Erythranthe guttata (spotted monkey flower) is the source of this 1189-nucleotide messenger RNA. Its product is annotated as adenylate kinase 4. The record is from RefSeq and is a predicted model, not a curated record. Gene Ontology annotation, molecular function: AMP kinase activity; ATP binding. Gene Ontology annotation, biological process: nucleobase-containing compound metabolic process. NCBI's taxonomy places the organism in Eukaryota, Viridiplantae, Streptophyta, Magnoliopsida, Lamiales, Phrymaceae.